CUCAACCAAACUCGGCCAACUUCAGAUUGAAAAAAAUUAAUAGUGACCUAAUGUAAUUUUUCAUUCUCGAAGAGAAUUUUUUCACAUAAGUAUAUUUUCGUGGAUAAAUGAGAAAUGGCUUUUCGUUUACUGGGGCAACCUUUGAAACGUGCGAUUACUUCACUUGGUAGCCGUGCUCAUUCAGUGACAUCUGUAACUCCAAAAAUUGGUGUCGAUGGAAUGCCUACUGAACACCACAUAUAUGGAACUCAAAUUGGUACCCGUGACAUCGUCGGUUUUGGUUGGAAUGGACUUCCUUCCUAUGUUGACCGAAGUGAUUUUCCAUUACCAGCCAUUCGCUGGAGAGAAGAGACCCCUGAAAUUACGCUUCUUCGUCAAAAAGAGAAAGGCGACUGGAAAAAGUUAACAAAGCAUGAAAAGAAAGCUCUUUAUCGUCAUUCGUUUUGUCAAACCUUCGCAGAAUUCGAAGCACCAACUGGUGAAUGGAAAUUAUGUGUUGCUGGUGGUCUAAUUGCAGCAUCACUGGCUAUUUGGUUUGCUAUUUGGAUGCGUCUUUAUGUAUUGCCACCGCUGCCAUCGAGUGUUAGUGAAGAAUCACGAAAGGCUCAAUUGAAACGAAUGUUGGAUCUUGGUGUUGGCCAUGUUGACGGUCUUUCAUCAAAAUGGGAUUACGAAAAUAAGCGAUGGAAAUGAACACAAGAAAACAAAGAAUUUGUGUAAAUUAAAUAGAAAUGACCACAAUAAAUGAUUGAAUAAAAAAAAGUUA
This is a messenger RNA of Contarinia nasturtii (swede midge), 766 nucleotides long. Its product is annotated as cytochrome c oxidase subunit 4 isoform 2, mitochondrial-like. The record is from RefSeq and is a predicted model, not a curated record. NCBI's taxonomy places the organism in Eukaryota, Metazoa, Arthropoda, Insecta, Diptera, Cecidomyiidae. The transcript is spliced from 4 exons. Bases 115 to 693 code for a protein of 192 amino acids. Gene Ontology annotation, biological process: mitochondrial electron transport, cytochrome c to oxygen.